Molecule: messenger RNA, 6841 nt
Organism: Prinia subflava (tawny-flanked prinia)
Lineage: Eukaryota; Metazoa; Chordata; Aves; Passeriformes; Cisticolidae
Gene: MYRF
Product: myelin regulatory factor
Exons: 26
Coding region: 241-3597 (1118 amino acids)
Biological process (GO): positive regulation of DNA-templated transcription; central nervous system myelin maintenance; protein autoprocessing
Cellular component (GO): nucleus; endoplasmic reticulum membrane
Molecular function (GO): sequence-specific DNA binding; DNA-binding transcription factor activity
Source: RefSeq, a predicted model, not a curated record
GGGAGGGAAGGAGGGAGGAGCGGCGGCAGCAGCAGCCCGAGUGCGGGGCAGCGCUGGGCGGACGCCGAUGGGCAUCGGGCGGCCGCGCUGGGCACGGGCGGCGGGAGCCCGGCGCUGAGAGCGGCGCUCGCACGGCGCUCGGACGGCGCUCGGGGGUCGCGGCGGGGCCCCCCGGGCCGGGGCGAUGCCCCCCUGCAGCCGCACGGACUGAGCCGGGGCCGGCCCGUGCAUGGCCCAGCCAUGGAGGUGGUGGACGAGACGGAGGCUCUGCAGCGCUUCUUCGAAGGCCACGACAUUAAUGGAGCUCUGGAACCAUCCAACAUCGACACCAGCAUCCUGGAGGAGUACAUCAGCAAGGAGGACUCUCCGGAGAUCUGCUUCCCCGAGAUCCCUGCUCCCGCCGGCUACGCGCACCCGCAGCCCUCCAGCUCGGCCGGCGUGCCCGCGCCUCCGGCCGGCGCCGUGAGCAAUCCCCCGCCCGGCUCCGCGCUCCACCUGGCUCCGGGCAGCCAGCUCCCCGCCCGGCAUGCCCCGCUCCUGGGACCCCCCUACGGAGCCCACCUCAACUGCAACAACAACAACGGCAUGGCCGUGCCCAAGGCCUUCCUGGGCGGGCACUGCCUGAGCGCCGCCGGGCCCCCCAUCAAGGCGGAGCCCAAGGCCUCCUACGCACCUGGCACUUUGCCGGACUCUCCCCCGGAUUCUGGGUCGGAAGCCUACUCCCCUCAGCAGGUGAACGAUCCUCACCUCCUCCGGACCAUGACUCCCGAAAAUAUGUGUCACAUGACUCCCCCUUCCCGCCUGGAGCACCCUCCUCCUCCACCGCCCCCCCCUCCACCCCCUCACCUCCAGGGUCCCCCGCCGCCGCCCCCGCCGCCCCCUCACCCCCUCCAGCCGCAGCACAAUUCCCACUUUCCCGGCCUGCAGCGGGAGGUGUUCCUGAAGGCCGAGCCCCUGAUGCCCCCGUACGGCGUCGGGCCGGGAAUGGCGCCCGCCGAGCUCCACCAUGCCCAGCAAUCCCAGAUGCUGCACCAGCUCCUCCAGCAGCACGGAGCAGACCUCCCGGUGCAUCCCGCCAAGAAGAGGAAACACUCCGAGUCCCCCCCCAACACCCUCAAUGCCCAGAUGCUCAACGGGCUGAUCAAGCAGGAGCCGGGGAUGGGAUCCGUGCCGCUCAACCCCGACCGCGUCCAGACGCCGCCCUGGCACCAGCCGGGUGCGCUCUCACCAGGCCUGAUUCAGGAUAACGACAGCCUGAACGGCUCCUACCUGGACCCCAACUUCCAGUCCAUCAAGUGGCAGCCACACCAGCAGAACAAGUGGGCGACUCUGUACGACGCCAACUACAAGGAGCUCCCAAUGCUGACGUACCGCGUGGACGCCGACAAGGGCUUCAACUUCUCCGUGGGGGACGACGCCUUCGUGUGCCAGAAGAAGAACCACUUCCAGGUGACGGUGUACAUCGGGAUGCUGGGCGAUCCCAAGUACGUGAAGACCCCCGAGGGCCUGAAGCCCUUGGAAUGCUUCUACCUGAAGCUGCACGGGGUGAAGCUGGAGGCCUUGAACCAGUCCAUCAACAUCGAGCAGUCGCAGUCAGACCGCAGCAAGCGGCCCUUCAACCCCGUCACGGUGAACCUGCCCCCGGAGCAGGUCACCAAGGUCACCGUGGGGCGGCUGCACUUCAGCGAGACCACGGCCAACAACAUGAGGAAGAAAGGCAAACCCAACCCGGACCAGAGGUACUUCAUGCUGGUGGUGGCCCUGCAGGCGCAUGCCCAGAACCAGAACUACACGCUGGCAGCCCACAUCUCCGAGCGGAUCAUCGUCCGGGCGUCCAACCCGGGGCAGUUUGAGAGUGACAGCGACGUGCUGUGGCAGCGGGCGCAGCUCCCGGACACGGUGUUCCACCACGGCCGCGUGGGAAUCAACACGGACCGCCCCGACGAGGCCCUGGUGGUGCACGGCAACGUCAAGGUCAUGGGGUCCCUGAUGCACCCCUCGGAUGUCCGAGUGAAGGAGGACAUCCAGGAGGUGGACACCACGGAGCAGCUGAAGCGGAUCUCCAGGAUGAGGCUGGUGCACUACAACUACAAACCCGAGUUUGCAGCCACGGUGGGCAUUGACAGCACCUCUGAGACAGGUGUCAUCGCUCAGGAAGUGAAGGAGAUCCUCCCAGAAGCUGUGAAGGACACUGGAGACCUGGUCUUUUCCAAUGGGAAAACCCUGGAGAACUUCCUGGUGGUGAACAAGGAGCGGAUCUUCAUGGAGAACGUGGGCGCCGUGAAGGAGCUGUGCAAGCUCACGGAUAACCUGGAGACGCGCAUCGACGAGCUGGAAAGGUGGAGCCACAAGCUGGCCAAGCUCAAGAGGCUGGACAGCAUGAAGUCAACUGUGAGCUCUGGAGCCUUCAGCCAAACCGGGAGCCAGUUCAGCCGGGCAGGAAGCGUGCCCCACAAAAAGAGACCCCACAAAGUUGCCAGCAAGUCUCCGUCGGUUGUCCCGGAGCAGGCCUGCAUCAGCCAGCGCUUCCUUCAGGGCACCAUCAUCGCCCUGGUCAUCAUCAUGGCAUUCAGCGUGGUGUCCAUGUCCACGCUCUACGUGCUGAGCCUGCGCAGCGAGGAGGACCUCGUGGACAUCGAUGGGUCAAGCCAGAGCAUUGACAAGACGCAGACGGUGCGAUCCACGGCUGCAUCCAACGGAGCCGGCAGCAGGACUCCCCCGGAGCAUGUCCCAAAUGAGAUGCAUGGAGUAGCCCUGGGCAUUCCUGGUCGCAGUGUGCUGGCGUGUUUCAGCCCUCCCUGUUUCUCCACGUGCUGCUCCGCUGCUCCCACUGACGUCUCCUCCGUUGUCCCCUCGGAGACCAGCCCUGCCCACGCCACCAACCGGACAGACCAAAGCCAGCCCUCCCUCCUGCCGGUGACAAAUAUCAAAGCCAAAUCCAGGGGCAUCACCGGGAAAUCCGCCUCCUACACCAAGUGGCCAAAGACUCCUGACAGGUCUCAGAGCUUCGGCAGCCCCAAUGCCAGCCCCUCCUCCCCCUUCUCCCACAUCCAGGGCAAAUCCAAGUACAUCUCCAACCUCUCGCUCUCCCGCAGCAGCUCCCGGCAGCAGCGCAGCCUCCGGCAGCCGGUGAGCGAGCGGCCCCGCACGGAGCAGCCCGGCUCGGAUGGGCCAAGCCCGGUGCUGCAAUCCAUCCGGAUCCUGGAGAUCAACCUGGCCAUCCAUUCCCAGUACUGCGCCGCUGCCAACGCCUGCAGGACUGGGAAUUUCAGCUACCGCAUCCCUGUGAGCCAGCGGACGGCCGUGAACACCAACCUGACCCUGGAGAUGAACUCCUCCUCCGCUGUGUCCAUCUCCCUUUGUGGCCUCGUCUCCAGCGAUCCCUGCCAGGACGCUGUGAGCAGGAACAGCUCCACUGACUCCACAGAUGUGCAGGACACCACGCACCGCUGGCCGCUGGUGAUGCUGUCCUUCCGCGAGUUUUCCUACCACUUCCGAGUGGCGCAGCCGGGCCGAGCCGACUGUGGCGCUUCCCUGGAGCAGCUGGGGCACCUCUUCACUGACUAUUACUUCCAGUUCUACUGGCUCUGUGAGUGAGCCCUGGCAGCACCAGUGCCCUCUGCUCGGAGACAGGAGGGGAACUGGUGCCACUGGGAGCCUCCCGAAUCCCCUGCUCCGCUGGCCCCCAGCCCCACCUCAUCCCCGUGUCCUGCGGCAGCUCCGGAGCUGGAAUGGCGAUGGCUGGAGAAGCUGAAGCUCAGCACACACAGGACCUAAAAGCCACCAGCAGCCCUGCGGUGGCUCCUGGGGGGACCUCGCACCGAUUCCCAGCAUCCCACAUCCCUCUCCUUCCCUUGCGGGGAUGUUUGUGUCAUCCAUCGCUUCCCCCUCCCUUUCCAACGCUGGAUUUGGAAGCAUCACACCGGACUGAGCGUGGGUGGCUCUGCCACAUCUCAGAGGAACGCUCCUUCCACGGACAGGAGCCCCAUCCUGGUGCUCCCACAUGUCCCACAUCGGUUCUUCGCAACACUGGAAUUGCUUCAACACUGGAGCCCUUUCCCAGAGCCAAAAGCUGGAGUUUGGCCUGGAAAGGACGGCUGUGCCUGGACCUACUGGAAGUCGUACACUGGAGUUGCUGUUCCUUCUGCUUGGCCCAGGGCCACUUCCCACUCCCGGACCUGCCAAUGGACGCGUUCCUCUAGGAACAACCGGAGAAGGAGCAGCUUCGACGUUGUCCCCCCCUCUUCUGCGUGCUCUUAAAUCCCAUAUCCAUGUGGGAUAUCCAGGUCUGGAUGGGUAAAACCCCCACUCAAACUGCUGCUGAGGCCAUGCCACACCUGGGGACACCUGUCCCCAAGCCAGGGGUGACAAAUGACCGGGACUUAGCCACGUUAGGUGUGGUGGGAUCCGUUUUUAUCCACUUGGAAGUGGCGUGUGCGGAGCUGCCUGGUCGGCUCUGGAGCCAGUGCCAACCUGUGCCCAGAUGUGCAGCACUGGCAAAGCCUGGAGUGCCCUUGGAGCCAGGCUGAGUCCCUGGAAACACCAGGAUCUGUGUCCAGGAGGGAUCUCUGCCUCGGGAGAGAGGGGUGGUGUUCUCCCAGAAGUUGGGAUGGCAGCAGCUGCAGGCUGUCCCUGGGGGGAUUUGAAAUAUUUUACUGUUACAAGUCCUUAACUUGCUAAACUACUGAAUUCUUGUGGGGUUUAAGCCAUAAAAAAACAGGAAUUUCCUUCUGGCCCCCUUGAGCCACGUGUCCUGUGGGAAUGCCAAGUGGCUCCCUGUGCUUCCCCCUCCCCAUCCUGCUCCUUGUGCUACAAAGGAGUUGUCUGCGUUCCUGGAGGCUCAGCCACCUCCAGGUUAUUCCAAGAUGGAUUUCCCCGAGGAAACAAGUGAGGGGGGAAUGCCACAUGCUGAUCCCAAGGACACUCUGAAGCUGUGCACGUCCGGUUUCAUCUCCCAUUAUCCCCCUCCUGAGCUUAUCCCAGCAAAGCAGCCCUGAAAUUCCUGGUGAUGUCACUUGGAUUUGGCAUCUGCCCCAAAGCUGUUGGUAGGGAGGUUUCAAGGCCCGGCAAUGCUGAAUUAUAGUUACUGAAAUCCACUGAAUCCUGGAAAGCAGGGAAUAGUGGGUGAAUUCCAAGGGAAUUCCAAGCAGCCAAGGAGUUGGAAACCCCAGUUUUGGGAAGCUCAGUGGGACAACAGGACGCCCCAAGGCUUGGGAAUACCUAUGCACAAACAGAGGUGCUCCAUGCUCAGCAGGAUUUUGUUUUUCCCUGAAUUUGGGAACACCUGGAUGUAGUGUAGUGCUCUUCCCUCCACCUGCCCUGAGUGGUUUUUCCCGGUUUUAAACUGGGAGGUGACUUCCUUGGCAGGUUCAUUGUCCCCUUGGCAAUCAGUGGCCCAGGCUGGCAGGUCCUUCCUCAGGUGAGUGAUGCUGAGCUGGGAUAAAAGCCCCUGGAAGAGGAAACAGGGAAUGUUGGGGGGCCAGAGCCUGCAAUCACAUCCCCCUCAGCCAAGACACCCCGAUACAUCCCACCCCAUUCCUGAGGGAAGGAAUCAAUCAAGGUGGCCCAGGAGGAGCUGGGAUCUCUCAAGUGUCCCCAAGAUGUUCAGCCCUGGAAUUUAGGGAGAUCCCCAACAAACCAAGUGCCUGGGGGCUUGGAUUUAUCUCUAGUGCCUUUUUCCUUACGGAACAGCCCCAGGGAACGGUGUUUUCCCACAUCUAUUUCCAAAUGCUGCCUCAGAAGUUGUGCCUGGGUGGUUUAACUGGGGAUGUGCUAAUUCCUGGAGUGCCAAAGCCAGCCCUACCCACGUGGAGCUGGCAGCAAUCCCCUGGGAUCAGGAGAGGACGGGGAUUCAGGAUGAAGUUUUUAGUGUCAGUAGUACCUUAUGUCUUAAAGUGGCACAGGUUGCCCAGAGGAGUUUUGGAUGUUCCAUCCCUGGAAGUGUUCCAGGACAGGUUGGAUGGGUUUGGAGCUGCCUGGACUAGUGGAAGGUGUCCCUGCCCACGGCAGGGAGUGGGACUGGAUGGGCUUUAAGGUCCCUUCCCACCCAAACCAUUCCAGGAUUCCACGACAAAAAUCAUCCGUCGGCUGCUUCCCAGCGAGGCAGCAACGAGCUCCAAAGGGGCUCAGAAUUACAAAACGAAGGAGUCAUGGAAUUGCUUCCAGGCCUGGGAAACAGCUGUCUGCACGGAUUCCCCCCUCAAAACGCAUCUCUGCCCCUUCCCUGUCCCCAAUCAGUACCAAGAGAGUUCACAAUCAGGCCUUUCCCUGCGUGGGACGGAGGGAAUUCCGAGCCCAGGGAAUUCCGAGCCCGCCUCUCCAGCUUGGGGAAAUCCCUCCCCAUCCAGCGGCAAAGAGACAUUCCUGGCAGGACGGAAGACAAAAGGGUGGAGAACGAGGCUGUUUGGGAGUUGUUUCAAAAGCAAAUUCCCAACUCUUCUGUCCUACUGUUGGAGCUUAAAGCCUGUAAAUAGAGACUAUGGCACCACUGGAAGAAUUAAGGAAAAAAACCACCACGUAAAGCACUAAUUUUGUUGGUUUUAAAUGUUGCUGCCACAGCUUUAAUCACUGUAUUUUGCCAGCCAGUUCGUAGAGUUGCAUUUGUAGCAGGUUAUUAUUGAUUCCUGGUUUUUAUUUUUGGGGAACAAGCGUGGUUUCCCUCUUUUCUUCCUGAUUUAUAUUUAUAUUUUGCUGAAUUUGAGGGCUGAGUCGUCAGAUUCCCUGGAUUUUUUUUGUUGUUGUUGUCUUUUGUUUGUUUUGUUUGGCUUAUUUAGACUUUGUUUUAUGCUGGAGGUAAAUGUGCCCAUAUGAAUAAAAUAUAUAAAUACUGCUUUGUAUCCAA